This is a messenger RNA of Soboliphyme baturini, 1657 nucleotides long. Lineage: Eukaryota; Metazoa; Nematoda; Enoplea; Dioctophymatida; Soboliphymatidae. The record is from the annotation of a GenBank genome assembly.
UGGUCGAGGACUUUGCCGACAUCACAACGCCACUCAAGCACUUCACGGACGCCGUGCACGCCCCUCUGGAGAUGGCCAACCGGGAUUUGAACUUCAGCAACAAGGCCCACAACCUUCAGGACCACUCGUUGCGCUGUGCUGAAACCGGCCGCAUGGUCGGCACCGCCGGCACCUGCAAGAACAAAAAGGCGGUCGAAGCUCUUUGCAGCGCCGCCAACCAGGUCGCCAAUAUGACCCCGCAGGUGAUUAAUGCUGGCAAGAUUCGCUUCCACUAUCCAGACAACCAAUCUGCGGAUGAGCAUUUCGAGAAUUUGCGCCGUGAAUUCGCCGAUGCCUUGCAACGGCUAAGAGUUUUGGUCGACGACGCCGUGGACAGAGGCGAUUUCAUUAAAGCUUCCGACGUGUAUAUUUUGCCGUAUAUGUGUAGCCAAUAUUUCAUAGAAAACCUUAUGCGACAUCAUGCACAUGAAUGCGAUGACGCAAUCAGGAAUUGUCAGCCUCAGAAGAUGGUCGAUAACACGUCCAGCAUAGCCAGGCUUGCCAAUCGAGUCUUGAUGGCUGCGAAGAACGAAGCGGACAAUUCGGAAGACCCGUUGUUCGUCGGUAAAAUCAAGCAAGCAGCUGACAGGCUACAAGCAGGUAUGACGCCGCUUCCUAUACCACCGAUGGUGAACGAUGCGAAGCAAAUUGCGUUGAACCCUCGUGAUCAGUACGCCGGAAAUCGAUGGAAGGAUUCAAAUCGAGCCUUGUUGGACGCAGUUGGUCAGGUACGAAAGGCGAUUUUACCCGAAUCACUUCCGAACUUAGCUGGUCUGGAUAUUGGCGGUCUCUCGAGUACGUUGCCUCGCUCUUUUCGGUGGUCCCCUAAGCCGUACGGCGACAGCAGCGGUUGCUUCAGCCGUGGCAUGACGAUAGGCGUUGGAGGCGGCGACGAGGACGAUGAUCAGCUUCAGAUGGGGUACGCUUCGGACUCCGUCGCCCCAGUCACAUGGACUCGUCGGAAAAAGUCCAUGCCAGCAGCGUCCUUGCCGAAAAUUGACUUCCGGUCUAUGUUUGACUUGUCUCAGUUCCAGAUCCCUCAAGGUGGCAGAGAAUUUCCGGCUGGACCGCAUGUUCCGGCGAUAAUUGCUAAGCGUCGUGAAGAAGUAGCGCCGCCUCGCCCGCCUCCUCCUUUGGAGGUUAGAACCUCUCCGAGACUGCCGCCUCCACCUCAGGAAACCGAUGAUGAAGAGGAGAUGCGCGCAUUUUGGGAGCGUGUGCCAUUGCCCAAAGCAAAUCAGCCCAUAUUAAGUGCCGCCCACAGCCUGCAUAAAGAGGUACAGCAAUGGUCCAGCAGAGAAAACGACAUCGUGGCUGCAGCGAAGCGAAUGGCUAUCCUGAUGGCAAAACUCAGUCAGCUCGUUAGAGGUGAAGGGGGCAGCAAGAAGGAUUUGAUCGACUGUGCCAAGGCGAUCGCGGACGCAUCUGAAGAGGUUACGCGCUUGGCCGUGCUUUUGGCUCGCCAGUGUACGGAUAUCAAAAUGCGGAAGGCGUUGUUACAAGUGUGUGAACGAAUACCAACGAUCGCGACUCAGUUGAAGAUUCUGUCGACAGUGAAAGCCACGAUGCUAGGAUCACAAGGUAAAAUAUACAUCCUUGUGGCGGUAGACUGCUAAAA